Molecule: messenger RNA, 1302 nt
Organism: Trypanosoma brucei brucei TREU927
Lineage: Eukaryota; Euglenozoa; Kinetoplastea; Trypanosomatida; Trypanosomatidae
Exons: 1
Coding region: 1-1302 (433 amino acids)
Source: RefSeq, a predicted model, not a curated record
AUGGUUGAUGUUAAUGGAACGACAAUUUUGACCUCUACGGUAGGGGGGUCCUCGCAGUCCAAAUGUAUUAAAAACACCAAUGAUUUCAACAAUUCGCUAACGAGGGCACGAAAACCACUUGGAAUGCCUCAACUGGAUGAGAAGCAACUGGAAGUGGGCGCCCCGGAGUCCACAGCACUUAACGCUCCUUUUGUAAUGCAUGAUGGUCUCGCAGCUCCGGCACCACCCGCCACGAUGGAAAAUGCGGCGCCGCCUAUCGGUUUGGGUGGUCCUGUGCUUCUUGUGGGACCCGGAAGCCCAUACAAUGCGGGAAAUCUCUUCACCAUUGACAAUUCACAGGGAAAUGCGGCAUUUGUGACACUCUGCCAGCAGCCUUCCUUCCACUAUCAACAACCAGCACCACAACCUACUGUAGUGGAUCAGGAAGUCGCACUUACACAUAAAUGUCUCCAAGAGUGCCCGCGGGCCGUGCUGGUGGCGGCUCUUACUUCCCUACUAGAGGAGUUCCCACUAUUAUGUCCAAUCAUUCGUCAACGCUGUGAAAAGGCCACAAUGGUCUUACCGAAACAACAACAACAUCAACAACAGCAACAACAGCAGCAGCAGCAACAACAUCAACUUCAACAUCAACAACAGGGAAUAACGGGGCGGUUCGCUGGACUUACUCAAUCUGCUGUCCCAUGGGCUGCUCAUCCUCCAACUGCCAGUUAUGACACCCAACGAACCACUCUUAUUUCCACUGGUGGCAACUCACCGCAAACGGGGGGCUCUCGCAAGGGCCGUGGCAACAAAUCCCGUGAGGAAGGCAUUUGUAGCCUACACAAUAAUGUACGCUCCAUGAACCAUCUGCAACUCAAUAAACAAAAAGGCGUGUAUGAAUGUGUCAGUGGCUUUCAUUGCCUUGAAGACGGUUGCUCUGGCUCAGCCUCUCCUGCAAGUACAAAAGUGGCUCGCACUCCCUUAGCGCCAGUUGGGGUUUCACAAGUGCGCGGAGGAGACGGUCGCGGUGUUGCCUCCUUUGCUGCUAUGAGUGGAGGAAAUCUUAUGGCAAGUUCGAAACUAUCAGCACCUGUGGGAUCAAUUCAAGCUCCUAAAGAUCAAUUCAGUGAUUUCAUGGCUAACAGUUUGGAUAGCGGACUCACUCCAUUCCGUGGAGACGUAAGCCUUGGAAACAGCGGUAUUGUACCGUGUGAUGAUCCUCAAACCGCAGAGGGAAGUGAAACUAUUGAUCUCGAUAGCAGCGUCGUGACAUUAAAAAGUAUCCUGCACAGCGUCCGAAUGGUGGCUGAAAUGGAAGAGUAA